AGUCGAAACUCGCGCCGGACGAGUCUGCGGAAUCCGGGUGCACGAGUGGAACGCGGUUUUAGAUUGUCGUGGCUCUUUAAUUCAAUUGACGAUUUCGAGCUGCGAUCUCCUUCGUGCGGCUGGUGUGUGUUGUUUCACUUUCAACCGAGUGUGUCACCUGUGCGAGCCCAUGAAUACCCAAGGAUGAGCUGGACAAACGAAAGUUAGUUGCGAUCGCGUGAAAAGGGAAACCGGACAGUCGGUUUUUUGAGUACGGAUACAAAGUCUACAUGUGGAACAUCGACAACAGCAUCGGCCAGUAAUUUAAAUGCUCCGCGGCGGCAAUUGAAGAGCCAACAAUUAACCACGACCACUGCAGCUGGGAGGCAUAGUGGAAAAUCACUUAUAGACGUACAUACAUACAUAGAGUUAGCUCCUGCAGCAAAAUGAAGAACCGCCAGCGAACGCGCCGAAUAUCGCUAAAUGAAAACCACAACAGAUACAUGGACGGCGGCGGCAUCGAUGUACAAAUAGUUACCAAUACAAAGGAGCCCAAUCAAGUCAAUUUAAAUUCAUCGCCAGCAACGACGACCUCAGCGGAGGCUGCUCUGCUCGCUUUGCUUCCACUUGCUCAGAUAGCGCAGCAGCCACAUACCCAUCUCCACACCCAUCCCCAUCUCCACCAGCAACACCAGCUGAUUGUGCCGCCCACAACGAUGACGGGCAAGUAUCAUCCAGCGCACGCCAAGCUGCGAAGAUGCAAAUCGACGCCGAGUCUCAAUUGCGAUGGCAUGGCGGAGCCCAUGGAGGAGGACCAGCUCCAUCGCAUUGCACCAUGCUCACGUAACACCGCCGCGGAGGUUCAGCAACAUGCACAGCCAUCGUGCAUCAGCAGCAGCAGCAGCAGCGACGGCAGCUGCAACAGCAACAACUGCAGCAGCAACAAGUGCAGCAGCAACAUCAGCGGUGCGCAGCCAACAACUCCGGAGUCAUUGCGCUUCGGAUGCGCUCACUACAAGCGGCGGGCCAUGUUCGUGACGCCUUGUUGCAACAAGUUCUACAAGUGCCGAUUUUGCCACGACGAGAACGAGACGCAUCACUUCGAUCGCAAAACGCUCACCGAACUAAUAUGCUCCGAGUGCAAUACGCGGCAGACGGUGCGGGAGCAGUGCCUCAAUUGCGGCGUGCGUUUUGGCAAGUACACCUGUCUGAUCUGCAACCUCUUCGAUGAUGCGGACAAGCAGCAGUACCACUGUCACGGAUGUGGGAUUUGUCGCAUUGGAGGUGCGGAGAACUUCUUCCACUGCGAGGUGUGCAACAUGUGCCUACCUAUUCAACUGAAGAUCGAUGGCCACCGGUGCGUGGAGAACAUCUCGCGAUCGCACUGCCCCGUGUGCCUGGGCGACAUCCACACCUCGCGCAUACCCUGCCACAUUCCCGACUGCGGACACCUGCUGCACAGGAUGUGCUUCGACCAGCUGCUGGCCUCCGGCCACUACACCUGUCCCACCUGCCAGACCUCGCUGAUUGACAUGACGGCGCUGUGGGUGUACUUGGACGACCAGGCGGAGCGCAUGCCGUUGCCACUGAAGUACGAGAAUCAGCUAGUACACAUUUUCUGCAACGAUUGUCACAAGACUUCAAAAACCAAAUUCCACUUCAUCGGACUCAAGUGUGUCCAUUGCGGCGCCUACAACACAACGCAGGAUGUUAAGCGCCGCCUGUCCCUGGUCACAGAUGAGCCAUCUUCGGCGUGAUAUCCAACUGAUUUAAACCACAUCAGCAUCCAUAUUCGCAUCAGCAACAGGAAACCUCUUGCCAUGCUAUCCACACAUCUGAGGACACUGAUUUGUUAGCUCAAGACAACACAACAACUGAAAUCGAAACGCAUUGAAUUUAAAUCAAAUUCGAGCUGGUAUCGAAUAUUAAACCAUACAAACACAAACAAAAGGCUCCCUUAAUGAUUUAAACGUUGCCUGAACCCCUUUCGAUUUACAAAUAUCAAUUAGGUUUAAUGCAAAUAGUUAGUUUCAAUCGUAAUAGGCAUUUAAAAACAUUUUACCCUAAUUGAGUUUUUAAAUCUAUAGAUUUUUUUUAUACACAACAUACAUUGGUAAAUUCAAAUUUUCACUCGAAUUUCAAGUAU
Molecule: messenger RNA, 2125 nt
Organism: Drosophila mauritiana
Lineage: Eukaryota; Metazoa; Arthropoda; Insecta; Diptera; Drosophilidae
Gene: Rchy1
Product: RING finger and CHY zinc finger domain-containing protein 1
Exons: 6
Coding region: 426-1736 (436 amino acids)
Biological process (GO): protein ubiquitination; ubiquitin-dependent protein catabolic process
Cellular component (GO): nucleus
Molecular function (GO): zinc ion binding; ubiquitin protein ligase activity
Source: RefSeq, a predicted model, not a curated record